AUGAAUGCCAAAGACAAAAAACUUGUUAUCUUCGAAGAGGCGAUGCAAAGGAUCUACGGGCCGUACCCGAUAGAUACCCCUAACCCUGGGUCCUGGCAACCUCCUAUCACACCAGGUGCUGGAGGGCAUCGCGGUCGGUAUCUAUGGACAGAUGCCUUUGGGGUCAUCAAUUUUAUUACUUUAUCUAGCGAAAAACGUGAGAAGGACGAGGUGAAGCUACAAGAGCUCUACUUAGGGUUAGCUAGGCGAUUAGCUGAGACGGUUCACUCCGUCCUUGGUCGUACACGGGACGGUACUUCGCGGCUCCCGGGGGCAACUGACGAGGAACCCCUGAAAGGCGGGCUGCGAAUUGGGAAAUUGGAUGCAGAUGGUCCUGAUGGCGAUGGUCAAUAUCACCAUUACCUAACUCUCUGGAUGUUCGCAUUGAACCGACUAUCAUUGGCAACGGGCGAACCGCGUUGGAACGACCUUGCGGUCCAGCUAGCAAAAGCCAUCCAUCCACAUUUCAUGACGAAAAAGGGUGGCCAAGAGAGCAUGGUAUGGAAGGUCUCGAUGGACAUGCACCACGCCCUCGUCGGUAGCAAGGGCCAUCUAGAUGACAUAGAUGGGUUUGUUAUAUACCAAUUACUCCAGGAUACAGCAGAUUUACUUAACCAGAACAAUGCCACCACUAACGGCACAUCUCCAACCCCAUCGCUAAACACGGAGAUCGAACACUACCGUCGAAUCAUGGACAGUCACCCUAAAUCUUUAUCUGGGGAUCCACUAGAUCUCGGUAUGAGCUUGUGGAUCAGUCACUUCAAUCGCGACGCAGAAUGGUCUCGCGAGCUUGCUAGAGAGGGUCUUAUUAUCGCGGGAGGGCGCUUUCUACCCGCAGCGCAGAGCCCAGUGACUGCUAGCCGACGACCGUAUCGACUCGCAUUCCGCGAGUUUGGCGGCUGUCUUGGAAUUAAAUGCUAUGUGGAGGAUCCAAAGCAGCCAUUGCACGUAGGCACGGAAACUGUUCUGGAUGCGUGGCAAGGGAAGCUCCUUGACACAGCGGAUGAGGACCUACGGCCGAUCAACUUGGCCAUGUAUGCUGCGGCGUUAAUUCCUGGAGGUGAGUUGCACAUUGGUUCGAGCUAA
Hypoxylon trugodes is the source of this 1125-nucleotide messenger RNA. RefSeq lists its product as uncharacterized. The record is from RefSeq and is a predicted model, not a curated record. Bases 1 to 1125 code for a protein of 374 amino acids. Gene Ontology annotation, biological process: carbohydrate metabolic process. The transcript has a single exon. NCBI's taxonomy places the organism in Eukaryota, Fungi, Ascomycota, Sordariomycetes, Xylariales, Hypoxylaceae.